Somion occarium is the source of this 1478-nucleotide messenger RNA. Lineage: Eukaryota; Fungi; Basidiomycota; Agaricomycetes; Polyporales; Cerrenaceae. The record is from the annotation of a GenBank genome assembly.
ACCUUGACAGAGGAGCAACAGCUGCAGAGCCACAGAUGGCAAAUGAGAGCAGUUAUUCGGACGAACAGCCCAUCGCACGAUGCUGCUCAAGUUCCGCUGCUUCGCGUUCUAAGAGUCCUAUUAUUAGGACAUCUUAUAGGUGCUUUGAGCCAGAACAAUUAUGUAUUGCAGUCCGCGUCUACAUCACCGUUUUUGCAAGAACAAGCAUGUGCACCCGUACCUCAAUUCACGCCAUUACGCAAAGGUCAUUGACAGCGACGUACGAGCGUUAUGAACGACGCGUCAAUGUAUAAAAGCCAGCCCACAUCAGCAGUAGGUUUCGCCGGAAUCCACUCAAGGUUCACCCUUUGCGUCGCUUCUACGCUGCACUAUGUCCGCUGUCAAACUCUCCUGGAUGGCGCUCACGGUCGCCGUCCUUGUGACCUCGGUCUCAGCAUUGAACAUCUUGCUCACGAAUGAUGAUAGCUGGGCAUCCGCAAACGUUCGCGCAACUUACUCCGCGUUGAAGUCUGAUGGACAUGACGUGAUCCUCGUAGGACCGGCAGUGCAACAGUCAGGCAAGGGAGGAACAGUUGUCUUCCCUACUGUAAACAUCACCGCUCCUGGUGGAGAAUUCGGCAGUAUUCCUGUUGGUGCACCGUUCUUCGGGAAGGCUGUUGAUGAUCCAAAUAUCUUCUAUUUCAAUGGUACACCCGCGGCGACGGCUUUGUUUGCAUUGGACGUUGUGAUUCCACAAUUCUGGGACAACAAAACGAUUAACCUCGUCGUCUCUGGUCCUAACGAAGGCCAAAAUAACGGUCCAUUCUUGUAUACGCUCAGUGGCACCAUCGGGGCGGCAUAUGCAUCGAUAGAGAGAGGCGUUCCGGCAAUUGCUCUUUCAGCUGGCAACAGCACGCACCGUUCAUUCACCACUAACACCGGUCAGGCCGAUGACCCCGCUAACAUUGCUGGACGUCUCAGCGCUAACUUGGUUGCUGCGCUUGCUAGUGGCUUCGAUGGAGUCUCGCGUCUUCUCCCUCUCGGGGUCGGACUUGGAGUGAACUUUCCGAUAUUCGGUCCUGGUAGCAAUUGCUCUGCACCUCCGUUUACUCUCACCCGAAUGACCGGUGGAGCAACCAUCGAUAAAGUAUCUAUCAACGCUACUACAGGAUUCCCUCAAUUCGCCGACUUUAUCGCGCCAGGGUUGAACACUGUACACAGCGGUUCACCCAUUCUUCCUGGUGAAACACCUAUUAGUGCCGGAUGUCAAACAUCUCUGCACCUCAUGCCUCUCUUUGGAAAGACUCAGUUGACUGCACAGACGUGAAGUUGGAUUCUAAUUGAAAGGGUUUCACGAUGCUCAGAGUUCACAUAUGUGAUAGUAUGACGAUGAUGAAAACGAUGACAGAAUUCGAUUAUCAUGUUUAUAAUACAUAGUACAACUACGACUAUCUACCACGAAUAAGACCUGCGAAAAAGGUAGAGGGACGUAAGCACAC